GUGUUGCUGCUGGUGCCCAUGGUGUCUGGUGCGCCGUUUAGGAAACUCAUGUGUAUUGAUGGAGGAAGACAUGCGUGCGUGUGCUCGCAGAUUUGGUGUCCACAAAGGAAAAGCCGGAAAAAUUAAAGCUGCUCGUGGGAGAUACAGGAAAAAGAGAGACGGUUCUCAGUUACAGACAUGACAUUCACACCAGAGGUGUUUUCUUUUCCCCUAUUCUCGGUAUCCUUAUUUACCUGUUCAGACUCUCCAUAGUCAUCUAGCCCCAAUCUUGGGGAUAAAUACCACAUGAAAUGUUACAGGAUCAGUCAACUCUAGAUCAAAACGGCCGAACUGCGAGCUACGCCUAAAUAUACCAUCGCCUCUUGAACUUUACGCCAAGCCUGGAAUUAAACAUCUUUGACAAGUCACAGCAUACCCUCGAAACGCCUCCCGGACUUUCGGAUCCUUCUGCCUCAGGGAGAUUUUGACCUUGAAGGCUAUUAUUAAGUCAAUUGGAUGAGAACAGCUCAAAAUUAGCAUAAUCCUUGCUUGAUAAUUCAGGGCAGCUUGACAGCAAAUAUGGACCACGAGCAAUCUGAGGCCUUGGACAAUGGGGGUUCCACUCGAACUUUGCUUCAAGGCACAUUCUUCCGGCUGCACAACCAGUGCCAUCAAGCUAACACUCGCGACUCACUGAGCAACAAUGACAAGGCGGCAACAAGAUACGUAAAGACCAAGCAAGCUCUGCCAAUCAAAUGACUAUGUCCAACCUAUCUAUCUAAGAGACGUGCUAAAACCUUGGAAUUAUCCAGAUGAGAGGGUUGGGGAGCAGGUUGUUAUGUUGGUCUUAUUGCUGGGUGUUGAAAGAGAGGCUGCGCUCCUGAUCUACUGAAGUCUUAGCAGUUAGUUGGCUUCUCACUUGCACACCUUUUUCUUGCAAGCUUUCCUUUUUCUCUUUCCGCCCCCGUUGACUGCUCAGUCAGUGGUCGCUAGCCCUAUCGUUAUGUAAACUUGUUUAGCUAUCUCUAUCAAUUGAUGAUUUUCUCCACUCCUUGUGUCCCUUAGGGCAUCUACAGCAUGAGGCCUUCUUAUUCCAUCCUGAGGACAAUUGUUAUUGUAGUCCUGAGUACUGCUCUAUUGGGCCUAUCCCCUCUGUGAAGCUCCAGUCAAUGGUUGGAAAAAGUAGGGAAAGCGCGAAAGGAACAAGGGAAGUGGGGGGCACCACUAAGGGACUGCAUCAUUCCACCGAGUAUGAUUGAUUGAGAUACAAUUAUUUCGUUGGAUGGGGUAGGUGGUGGUUUCGGCCAUGUUCCCAUCUGGCUAGGAUCUGUUGCCCUUGAGGGGUUUUGUCUGAAUUUUCUUCGGUCUGUUUAAUGCUGCUAUCGUCUGUGUUCUUGCUCCAGACAACCACAUCGCAUAUGCGACCUCAUGUCCGACUGCCGACUUCGCGGUAACUGAAAUAAAGGCAGUCAGUCACUAGAACUCCUUGAGGCGAUGAUCGAUGAUCGACCUUACAUCUGAGCGUCAAAUCCCUCCAUAGAGAAUGGCGUUCAUUGAUUUCCCCCUCCACCAUUCCUAACCCUUCCCCAUUUCAAUACGUGGAGCGCAAUUCCCUCGCCGUUACACCGUUCCAACGGGGGCUAGUAGUUACUUCAUCAUUACAAUGUUCCAAGAGACUGGCCUGCCAUCUGCGGUGUGAUCUACAUCUGGAGUUGUCGAUGCUGGGAUGUGGUAGGGCUGCGGCGGAAGUGGGUUCUAGGGUUGUUUGAGCUUGUAAAGGUUGCUGGAUAUGAACUCAGCUUUUGAAUAUGGACCUUUUCAAUGCUCGACGAGGUGAUGGGUAACUAAUGCAACAGCACCAAGUCUUUGACUGCCCUGAUGGUUCCAUUGAAGUGACUGGAGAAGAGGAGAUGCUCAAGGGGUUUGGGGUUUCCUGUGGGGAGGGCAGCAGCAAUACGCCGCAUUCGCUCGCCCACUGGUCCGAGAUGGACCAAUUUCGGGUUAUAAUACUGGACAAGUGGCAACUUCUCUCAAGAACAACAUCAUCAAGUACUGUGUACGAUCUGUAGGGCUUCGAAGAAUUGCGGCCCAAUCACCAUGCAGCUGCAGCUUAGCGCUUCAUAACGAAACUGUGGCGUGGAUGACUUGCAUGAACGGCUGUGUCAAUUGGUUGACAAACACCCGAGAAAAAAAUAAGAGUGUGGAUAGGGGGAGGUCCCAGUUUUUCCAAAGUUGCCUCAGAAAGCUUGAUAAUAGUUAAUAUAGUUAUAUAUUAUUAUCGAAGUAAUAACAAUGUGGCAGGCAGGCAGCCCUUUUUG
This is a messenger RNA of Blastomyces dermatitidis ER-3, 2297 nucleotides long. RefSeq lists its product as uncharacterized. Lineage: Eukaryota; Fungi; Ascomycota; Eurotiomycetes; Onygenales; Ajellomycetaceae. The record is from RefSeq and is a predicted model, not a curated record. The transcript has 2 exons. The coding region runs from base 1827 to 2048 and encodes 73 amino acids.